CCUGAGAAUUUAGGUGACCUUUAGAAAGGGGAUUUAUAUCCAUCAUCGACUCUUCUGAAACACUCAUUUUAGUGAAGUACAGCCCAAGCCUCUGGCGUCAUUAACUACGGAUGCUGUGAAAUCAACUAAUCACAGAGACGCCCAUUGUAACCUAGAUUGAAUAGAGCGCAACCCUUGCUCAAUAUGGCUUCCGCAGACUCUUCCCUUAGGUGGAAACACCUCCACAAGGUAUUAACUAGGCCGGGACCUUUCAGCGAUGAAGACUGGGUGCCUGGUCCAGAGACCAUUGGUGCUUUGGAGACAUCAAAAAUCCUAGUUAUCGGGGCUGGAGGUUUAGGAUGUGAGAUCCUGAAGAACCUUGCUUUGUCAGGCUUCAAGGAUAUCCAUGUUAUUGAUAUGGAUACCAUCGACAUCUCUAAUCUAAAUCGUCAGUUUUUAUUUCGCCAAUCUGACAUCGGCAAACCUAAAGCCGAGGUUGCCGCGGCUUUCGUAGAGAGACGAGUCAAAGGUGUCAAAAUUACACCUUAUGUAGGGAAGAUUCAAGAUAAGGAUGAGGAUUACUACAUGCAGUUCAAGAUAGUCGUUUGCGGUCUCGAUAGCAUAGAAGCGAGACGAUGGAUCAAUGCCACCCUUAUUGGCAUGGUUGAUCCUGAGAACCCUGAGAGCCUGAAGCCUCUCAUUGAUGGAGGAACUGAAGGCUUCAAAGGGCAAGCGCGUGUUAUUCUACCAACCCUGUCUUCGUGCAUUGAAUGCCAGCUUGACAUGCACGCGCCCCGCCCUGCGGUUCCGCUGUGCACAAUUGCGACUAUCCCUCGGCAGCCCCAACAUUGUAUCGAGUGGGCGCACCAGAUCGCCUGGCAGGAAAAGCGCAAGGACGACCCAUUCGAUAGUGAUGAUCUUGACCACAUUGGUUGGGUGUAUAAUGCAGCUCUUGAGCGAGCAAAGCAAUUUCAUAUUCACGGAGUCACCUUCCAGAUGACCCAGGGUGUAGUCAAGAACAUUAUUCCUGCAAUCGCCUCCACAAACGCCGUCAUUGCCGCUGCGACAACAUCUGAGGCUUUAAAAAUCGCCACAUCGUGCAACCCGUACCUUGAUAACUAUAUGAUGUACGCCGGUGAAGAAGGUGUGUACACAUAUACGUUCGAGGCUGAAAAGAAGCCGGAUUGCCCUGUCUGUGGCAACCUCGCGCGAAAUAUGACCGUUGAUCCGGACAUGACGCUACAAGAGUACAUCGACACUCUUGGCGACCUGCCGGAAGCUCAGCUUAAGAAGCCUAGCAUGAGAACGGAAGAAAAGACCCUCUACCAGCGUUUCCCCCCCCAAUUGGAGGAACAGACCAGGGUCAAUCUGAACUCUAAGCUUAGGGAUUUAGUAGAAGACGGGCAAGAGAUAGCAGUCAGCGACCCCGCUUACACCAUCGAUUUCCGCUACCGGUUGUUGUUCAAAUAAGAAUACCAACUUUUCACUCUUCAUAUGAGAUAUGAGUCGUUACGAUAAAUACAAGACAUUCUUACUAGAUCAAGGCUUCAAUAUCAAUUGUGAAUUUUCUAUGUGACAAAAAUCGCCCUAUCCAGA
Messenger RNA from Aspergillus pseudonomiae, 1575 nucleotides. Its product is annotated as NEDD8-activating protein UBA3. Gene Ontology annotation, biological process: protein neddylation. The coding region runs from base 184 to 1449 and encodes 421 amino acids. The transcript has 6 exons. NCBI's taxonomy places the organism in Eukaryota, Fungi, Ascomycota, Eurotiomycetes, Eurotiales, Aspergillaceae. Gene Ontology annotation, cellular component: nucleus; cytoplasm. Gene Ontology annotation, molecular function: NEDD8 activating enzyme activity. The record is from RefSeq and is a predicted model, not a curated record.